Plasmodium gaboni is the source of this 512-nucleotide messenger RNA. RefSeq names its product exported protein (PHISTa). The annotation marks the transcript as partial. The record is from RefSeq and is a predicted model, not a curated record. Lineage: Eukaryota; Apicomplexa; Aconoidasida; Haemosporida; Plasmodiidae. The transcript has a single exon.
AUGUUUUAAAUUCAUUAAAAGAAUGUCCUUCAAAAGAAGAUCUUAGAAAUAUAUGGAAUCACACAUGUGGUGUUGCAAAAGAAGGUUUGGAUAAUAUAUAUCAACAGUUAAAGGCAUCAAUACAAAAAUAUUUAGAUGAUGAUUUUCUUGAUACAUUAGAUAACUCAACUUUUGAGGUGUUUGCAUAUAACUAUAGAUUGAAAGAACAUAUUUCAAGAUUAUUUCAAGCAGUAGGAAAUGAAGAGGUAGAAUACACUAAAGAUUUUUAUAAGUAUCAAAAUAUGUCCAUAUUUUAUAAAACAUUAGGAAAUGAAGAGGUAGAAUACACUAAAGAUUUUUAUACGUUAAUUAAUAAUAAACAUACACUUGAUGAUAUAUUGAAAUUUAUUUAUUCAUACUUAGAACAUUUCAAAACAUUAAAAAAGGAAUUACACCAAAAACACCAAAAGGAACUUUUAGCUGAUGUUGAACAAGAACGUUAUACACGGGAACAAUGUAAAAUUCGUCGAUAA